Molecule: messenger RNA, 1735 nt
Organism: Hemicordylus capensis (graceful crag lizard)
Lineage: Eukaryota; Metazoa; Chordata; Lepidosauria; Squamata; Cordylidae
Gene: IAH1
Product: isoamyl acetate hydrolyzing esterase 1 (putative)
Exons: 5
Coding region: 487-1101 (204 amino acids)
Molecular function (GO): hydrolase activity, acting on ester bonds
Source: RefSeq, a predicted model, not a curated record
CCGAACAUAGCGGGGAGCUCCCCAGGCCCCAGUCGGGAGGACGCCCGGCCCAGAGUGCACAAGCCCGCGGGGCUUCCCUGCCCGCCCCACUCCUCGCUGCCAGCUUUUCCUCUUCGAUGUGUUCCCGCCGUCGCCGCGCGUCAGGCAGCCUCUUCCUCCCCCAACCCCCGCUUCCUCCUCCUCCUCCUCGCCUUUUAGUUUUCCCUCCUUGUCCCCAAAGAGCCGGCCACAACCACGACACACGACCGGCUGGCUGCAGGCCUGGUUGCCAUCUUUGCUCCCCCUCCUCCCAGCUUAGGAGCCGCGCGAAGCUGAAAUUCGGCACGAAGGAAGCUCCCCCGCUCCUGUUUCCUGAUUUUUGUCUGGUGGGCUUCGUAGGCGGCUGGCUGGUUAAGAUAAAGGCACCCAGUGAUUCGGGGAAAGGCUUGUUAGCCCGAGCCCGCCCCGUAUAGCAUCGUUUCCAAUAGACGAGAGCUGCUGAGCCGGAUGGAUUUAGGCUGCUGCGGUGUGUGUGUGUCAAUCCGUCUUCGUGCAUCAGGGCACCUAGGUUGGCAAAGCUGGUUGGUUGGUUUCCCCAGCUGCUGGGUGGGUGUCUGCUCUUUCCUCUGCGGCCCCCGCCCCAACCCAAUUUUAAUAAAUUAUUCUCACAGAAGAACUUUUGCCCCAAAUACUUGGUUUUCCUUCCAAGAAAAUGGAUGGGGAGCAUCACUUGCUCACAGACUGGCUAGAAGAUGUGAUAUUCUGAAUCGUGGACUCUCUGGCUAUAACACAAGGUGGGCGAAACUUGUCCUUCCGAGAUUGAUUGGUAAAGAUUCUGAUGCCGAGAACACAAUUGCAGUAACCAUCUUCUUUGGAGCCAAUGAUGGUGCUUUGAAAGAAGUGAAUCCUAAGCAACAUGUCCCGCUGGAUGAAUAUGCUGACAAUUUGAAGAAUAUGAUACAAUACCUAAAGUCUGUGGACAUUGCAGAGGAUAAAAUUAUUUUGGUAACGCCACCACCCCUCCAUGAAACAUCUUGGGAAAAAGAGUGUAUUGCCAAAGAGCUCUUCAAAGUUGGAGAAAUGAAUCAGAACAAGCCCCAUUUGGAAGGCGGAGCUGAUUGACUGAAAUCCAGACCUGCAGCACAAUCCAGAAGUGUUGAUAUGUGAGCAAAAGCAAGUCUCUGCAUCCAGAUCUCCUCUACCUGGAACAGAAAAGAAUACCGUGGAAAGGAAAGGGACUCUUCCCAUGCAAACCUGGAUGUGCACGAGAUAACCCUAUACUGUGUGCACAUCACUGCUCAGAUGCUUAGUACUUACCAUAUUUUGGGGAAUGGGAAGGGAAAUGUGUACCAGACUUUGAGCUGAUUCAUAGAUACCAAAGCAGUGUAAGGACUGAUUUCAGGGGUCUGGAUCCUACAGUUCUGUGGUAACCUAUUGAAGAAACUAGAAGCAUUGAAUAACUGCUGUGGUUCCUUUGCAUGUGAUAGCUGGUCAAGAACACAGCUCAGAUGCCACCCUCGCAACAUAGGAAUCUCCCUCAGCCUAAACGGUCAGGGUGUGUAUGCCUAACAAGUGAUCACAUUUACUGUCUGAGCAGUGAAUGGGUCAUUGACUAUGAGCAACUCAAGACAUCUGUGGAUUGGGACUUCUAUUGAUGAUUGCCUAGGAAAUAAAACAACAACUUUGUGACCUGAAUUGUGUGCUGUCCUGCUUCAUUGCUGGCGUCUCCAUUCUCACUCACUCCCACCCCCAAUUU